AUGUCCGUUACAUUGCAUACGACCCAGGGCGACCUCAAGGUUGAGCUUUUUUGCGAAGCGGUGCCUCAGACCGCAGAGAACUUCCUCGCACUUUGUGCAACCGGCGCAUACAAUGAUACCCCGUUCCACCGGCUCAUCCCUGGGUUCAUGAUCCAGGGUGGAGACAUUUCUCUCGGCCCCAUUGCGAAAGAAACAUCCACAAAGCCGAUGCUUGACUUCGAGAUCCCGAAAGGUGGCACAUCCAUCUACCACCCUGCAGCGAUGAAUCAAGAAAUUCAUCUCCCGUCUCUGCGUCAUAAUGCACGGGGCAUUCUGUCUAUGGCUUCGCGCCCAGUCAAGGACCGAACGGCGCCUGGGUCACAAGGCGCAACGGGCGCGACGAUCAACGGCAGUCAAUUCUUCAUCUCAUUCGUCCCGGCGCCGCACCUUGAUGGUGCCAGCACUGUCUUUGGAAAGGUAUUGAAUUUGACUGCCCAGGAUGAGGGUGGUGAUAUCUUGACGAAGCUUGAGAAGGCAAAUGUUAAAGUUGAUAAAAAGGGCAAGGUCUCUCAGCCGAAGGAGGGCGACGACUUUGAACCUUUCAAGAUCAACCGUGUCACAAUCCAUGCCAAUCCUUUUGCAACCUGA
This is a messenger RNA of Penicillium salamii, 627 nucleotides long. The record is from the annotation of a GenBank genome assembly. Lineage: Eukaryota; Fungi; Ascomycota; Eurotiomycetes; Eurotiales; Aspergillaceae.